This is a messenger RNA of Coregonus sp. 'balchen', 4858 nucleotides long. The record is from the annotation of a GenBank genome assembly. NCBI's taxonomy places the organism in Eukaryota, Metazoa, Chordata, Actinopteri, Salmoniformes, Salmonidae.
AUGGAUGAGAAUUUUAUCAAACAGGCCUUCAGCACUAUGGGCGAGACGGCGUAUGGCGUUAAGAUCAUUACCCACAGAGUAACGGGGUAUGUUAAUCACAGACGUGUUUAAUGUAGUGAGUGAUAUCAUGUUUUUAGCUAGCUCUCGAAAACCCUUCUCUCCAUGGGGUUUUCAGCCGAAAAGUUGACGAAACAAAAAGGAGAAUAGAUGAGGUACCACCGUUACACAAUUAGAGCAAGCAGGUAUGAUUUUCUCUUUGGUUUUGAGCCCACAACAAUAAGGCACCAGAGCCUGCAAUGCUAACACGUUCCCACUAGAUAAGAAGUCUGUGAAGAGCAUGAGGUGUGGCUAACGUUAGCCAGCUUGAGCUAGCAUAUUAACUCGGUAGCACAGCUAACGUCGAGAAGUGGUUCAUUGUGGGUAGUUCCGAAGAUAUCCUGAAAUAAGUUCAGAAAUAUAACCAGAUUGUUACUACAGCUAAGUUACUAAGUCUUUGACCACACUGUGUUGUUACUUUGGUGAGUAAAAACUCAUGCUUCCUACCCUUUAAUGUUUAGAGCAAGUGUUGGGGUGCUUAAUAAAAGUCCCCCGGAAAGAAGAUGCCUUCAUCAAUAGGCGCUAAAGGUAGUUAGCGUAUAUGAAUGGGCUAGUGUUUAGCUUUUGUUUCCUUCUUUGAAAGUAGGCCACUGACCAGUUUGUAAUGCACACUGUGUCAUUGUAUAUAGAUCAAGCCACUACAUGCCCAAAUUAGCAUCUGUCAGUGUUCAAAAUACAAUGUAAUAGGACCCCAUCAGCAACAAUAUCUAACCUAAAACAUCACUUGUUCUAGGACCACCUGGUGUAAUUUCAGUGAAGUAAUUGGUUUAAUUACCACAGCGCUGUGAAUUGAUACUGAAAUUCCAAAAUACAGUAUUUGUGGGAAAUUGUGUCCUGUUUCAAAAAUGUGGUUGUAUCACGUUGUUGUCACUAAUACAAUCUCUUGUUCUACAGAGGAUCGGCAGGCUAUUGCUUUGUGGAAAUGGCAGACGAAGCCAGCGUUGACCGAUGCGUUCACAGACUGAAUGGGAAGCUAGUUCCUGGAUCAAAUCCGGUGAGCACUCAUUAUAAGCUUGACAUUUCUAAUAUUCAUAGUUCAUUUAAACAACUUACUGAUGUAUUAGUGGACAACCACCCUCUCGUUUUAGUUUGAUACUUUUUUCAAAAUGUGUUGUGGAUAGCGGAGCUUCACUAGCAUUGGCCCCCACCUUAAUUUGAGGUUGAUGGAACAGAAUAUCUCAAAUUUACAUGACAGCCAAGUUACUGAGCUCCGUUUUCUUCCUGAUGAAGGUGGUUGAGGCUGUUUGUAAAUUUACUUUGUUUGAAGCUGGUGAAUAAACUCUGUUAGGAACUAACUGACGAAUGGGAUAAAGCCUGUACUGGGUGGUGGAGGUAUGUAAACCAAAUAAAAUGUUCUUCUCUAAUAUACUCUUUAUUUUCUAGCAAUAUAUGUCCUUACUAUACGCAUUUGUCUUUGAAGGUGCUUGACUGCUUGUUCUUUCUUCCUGUACAGCCCAGAAAGUUUAAGUUAAACUAUGCAACUUAUGGGAAACGGCCAGAAGCUGGGUAAGCUGUUUAACUUUCUUCCUCAUUUUGAGGCAUGCCUCUGUUGUUGGAACCUGCAGUAACGUGUUUAUUAUGUACACUUCACUGUGAUAUUUUCCACCUACAGAAAAAUAGAUUGUGAAAAAAGAAACCGCUAGACGGUAUGAUGUUGGUAACUUAGCACACCUUAGUAAUCUCUCUCGCUCCGUCCCUCUCAUGCCUCCUCUCAGCCUGGAAUUUUCAGUCUUUGUCGGAGAUCUGUCUUCAGAGGUGGAUGACUACCAACUCCAUCAGUUCUUCCUGAAGAAGUACCCUUCCUGCAAAGGAGGCAAAGUGGUCUCUGAUCAGUACGGUAACUCCAGGUAUGAACACUGAACAGACAUAGUCAUGUUAUUUGGUGAUGCCAGUAAUGCACCACCUGAUUUGAACACAAUUUGAAUGUAAUUUCUGCUUCAGAUGGAUUAAUCUGACGUUUCAUUACAUUUAAAUUCCUUGUAAAAUCGCAUGACAUUUUAACAAUAUAUCUUUGUUUAAUUGGAUUGUGUGUAGACAUAUUUGUGUCUUGCGUAUCUUCACCACUCUUUACCACUGGUAUAUUUUCCCCAAAAUACUGGAAAAGGUUUGUUUCUGACAUUUAUGCUAAAACUAUUGUUUUCCCCAUAUAGGGUAAGCAAGAGCAACUCACAAUUGAAGUGAUGCUACUUCAUAUUAAAAGUAAAACAACAAGUUUCAGUUCUACCAUACCAUUUUUGUUUUCUAAUUAAUUACGUGUUUGAUUAGCAUGAUACGGUGAGCCCGGAGAGAAUGUGUGCUCAGGGUUUUAGCGUUGUGCUUGGUCUCGCAGAGGUUAUGGCUUCAUCAAGUUUGGGGACGAGAACGAACAGAAGAAAGCCAUCGAUGAGUGUCAGAACGCCUCAGGCCUGGGGACUAAACCAAUCAGGAUCAGCAUAGCUGUAAACAAGAGGUAUGGUUCUAUUACCGUGGAAAUUAUACAACAUUAGGUUUGAUUAGUGUCAUGCUGGUCACUCUUGGUUGAAAGUUGAUCUCGUAUGCAUGAUUGUCCUCCUAACUUGACAUCCGCUGAACUUAACAUAAUCCCCCCCCCCCCCCGCCCCCAUGUUUCCUUGCUUUUUAGCCAUAAAAUGAACAGCUAUAACAACCAGAACCAGAACUCCUACCACAACAAUUACCAACAGCCGUACUAUCAACAACCCAACCAGAGCUACUACCCUCAUUGGGGCUAUGACCAGUACAACAGCUACAACUACGGUGGCUACGGUCCCUAUGGGGGGUACCCCCCUCCAGGCCCCCAUGGGAUGAUGGGACCCCCACCUCCCAUUGGCAUGCCUCCCAUGCCCACAGACAUGCAGACUUCCUCCGAGGUAAGGCUUACUGACAAGCUCCUGGGAUCUUUCCCCUCAUAAUUCUCCAUAACUUACCCCUUAAUGUAAUGAUAUGUCCAAAAGGGUUCACAAUUAUUCAUUUCAGUUGUCUUGUUUUUCCCGUUAGCAAACACAGGAGCCCACAGAUGAGCCUGAAGAAGAGGCAGCAGAAGGUAACUCCUCACUAUCCUAUUACAUGUACUAAAGGAAAAUACAAUGUGCUGCAGAUAAGGUCUUUGUUGUACUUCCUUUUAAAUGUAUUGUUACCAUUGCCUGACUGUUGCAUUGACCCUGUAAAACAUUGGUCACCAACCAGUCAAGAUCACUUUCUGAGUCAAAAUGCAAGCCGAGCUCUACCACUCAGAUAAAGCCUAUGCAACAUUAACCAAUUAAAGACAGAUCUGUAGCAAUGAGGUUUGUGCAGUAGGCUAUUUUUUGUUAUUGUUUUUUUAACCUUUAUUUAACUAGGCAAGUCAGUUAAGGACAAAUUCUUAUUUACAAUGAUGGCCUACACCAGCCAAACCCGGACGACGCUGGGCCAAUUGUGCACCGCCCUAUGGGACUCCCAAUCACGGCCGGUUGUGAUACAGCCUGGAAUCGAACCAGGGGGUCUGUAGUGACGCCUCAAGCACUGAGAUGCACUCGGGAGCUAUAGGCGCAAUACAUUAUUACUGCAUAUUGGCUAUGCUUGAAUUGCCCUGCCAAUGUUGUUCUUCUCAGACCAUUUUGAAAUUAUAUUUUAAAAUGUUAGGUAUAUGAUCACACUGGUAAUAAUAAUUGGUCAGUCUGAGGGAAGGGAGCAGCGAUGAGGCUGCCUCUCACCCGACUCACCAGCUCUCCCUCCGCUGAGAAAAGGUGGCAGUCUUCCAGCUGAUGGCAAAAUUCAAGUCGCAUUGCAUUAUUUCUGCCUCAUGCACCAAUUCAUGUUGUUACUCCUAUGACCAGAGAAAGUGAAAUAUUCCUCGAUAUUAAAUGAGACAAACCGCUAAUAAUAAUGCAAGCUUAUUGGAACACUUUGCUAUACUUACUUAUUGCAGCUGCAGGGCUGGUUGUAACGUGAGUGGAAGUAGGGAGAAUGUGCAUUUUAUGGCUUAUAAAAGUGUUGACUGUGCUGAAUAACAACUUAACCAUGAACUUACACAUUCAUUGAGUCUCUCUAGUCAAGCUUUUAAAAGUUUUUUGUUAUAUCUCACGAUAUCAACUUUGCUGUGCGUUCGAGGCUUCUUUUUACAGUCUAUGGCUCGAGGAAACUGUGCAGACACGGUGAUCUGAUUGGCCAGCGGUAGGCCUAUAGGUGUACUUGAUUUGCUCUCUGGGCCUGCCGGGUAGGCGGAGUUCUACUUUCAGACACAUGAAAUGGUUCAAAAUGGGAACACUGCCUUCCUGGCACUAGGGCUGCUGAAUGAAAUGCACCUACCGCCAACAGCGCGAAACAAAUACUAGGACUUUUUUUUUUUUUUACAGAAAUGUUUGGUGAUCGACAAGGAAUGCCUUGGAGACCACUGCUGUGACUAAUGCCUUGGCUUGUUGACUAAUUCUUUAUUCUCUUCCCUGCCAGACCCCAACCCUCAGCUGGAUGUGGAUGCACUGAACACUGAAUACAUGGAAAGGAGUGAGGAGCUCUACGAUUCACUCAUGAACUGUCACUGGCAGCCACUGGAUACCAUCACUUCAAAAAUCCCGCCUUUUUCCAGUUCCUGAUCUGUUUCAACUUGUCCUAUGAAUUUAGUAUGAAAUGUAUCUUCUCCAAAAGAGCAAAGUCGCACAGAAAAUGUCAGUUUUUUUUAUCACCGGUAGACACGCAGCAUGUUUCUGCGCUACAGCAUUUGCCAUUUGUAUAUAUUGUCUACAUCCUUCCCUGUCCUUUUUUUUUUUUUUUUUUUUUUUUUUUUUUU